Vollenhovia emeryi is the source of this 2025-nucleotide messenger RNA. RefSeq names its product GDP-fucose protein O-fucosyltransferase 2 (gene O-fut2). The coding region runs from base 315 to 1640 and encodes 441 amino acids. The record is from RefSeq and is a predicted model, not a curated record. Gene Ontology annotation, biological process: protein O-linked glycosylation via fucose. NCBI's taxonomy places the organism in Eukaryota, Metazoa, Arthropoda, Insecta, Hymenoptera, Formicidae. The transcript has 8 exons. Gene Ontology annotation, molecular function: peptide-O-fucosyltransferase activity.
GGUUUCCUGCAACUGCACCGCGCGCACUACGUCGUCGAGUUGCAGUGCUUCCUGCACUUUUGAAAUGGGGUAAAUAUUUAUGGCGCUGAAGAGGGAAGGAAGGGAAAGGGACGGGGUGCAGCCGCGAAGGGCGAACCUUCGGCACUCAUCCGAGAGUCGACGAGUCGGAAAUCUGGAGAGGUUCGCGCGCUCUCGCGUUUCAGCGGACUGCUCUUUGUCGCUGCACCGGAACUGAAACUUUCUUCCUCACUUUCGCCGAACUUCAAGGGAAAGGGAGAGAGCGUGUCCAGCCGGCCAGGAUUUGCCGGUGAAAAAUGUCGGCCUUGAAAUUUCUGUGUGUUGUUACUUUGACCGGGUGCAUCGCGGGCGGCAGCGAGAGCGGAUUUUGCGCGGCGCCCGACGGGUGCACCGAGGAUUCGAGGGGAUGCCCCGCUCAGAACCGCUUCUCAGGAAAACGUUACAUCCUUUAUGACGUGAAUCCUGCGGAAGGCUUCAAUCUGAGGCGAGACGUGUACAUUCGCGUCGCUGUUUUUCUAAGGAGGCUAAUAGACAAGGAUAAGGAAUUCCAGUGGCGAUUGGUUCUGCCGCCAUGGGGCAAUCUGUACCACUGGCGAAGCAGGGACAUAGGAUCCCAGGAGCAACUACCUUGGGGCACCUUCUUUGACAUUGCGAGUCUGCAACGGUACAUACCAGUCAUGGAGAUGUACAAAUUUAUGGAAGAGUACUCGUGCGGGAGCAAAGAGGUGCAGCUUGAUCGUCUGUACAUCCUGCAAAACGACGAGGAAAUGUUCAAGACAGGUAAGUUCGAGAAUAAGAACGAGCUGGUGGACUGUGAUCGUGGCUCUUUGCGAUAUAACGAAUUGGAGCGGCAUUUGUACACCAGUCCAUUCUGGGGUUAUCAUAACGUCACCGCUCGGGAUGUCAAGUGCCUCAAGUUUCACGGCAUGGCACGUGACCUCUCUCAGAAUCUCGUACCACUGCAGUACAGAUCCGUAAUGUUUGAUCGCAUGGAGAUUGCUCUACAUGACGAAUACGGAUCUAAAGAAUACUGGAGGGCUCGGCGCAGCAUGCGUUAUAAUUCCGAGCUGUACGAUAUCGCGGAAAAUUAUAGGAAGGCUUCUCUGAAUUCCACAAACGCGAGUGAUAAUACGGAACGACCAGCAGACUGGACCAAAGAGAAGAAUCGGCGAGAUGCAAGAGGCGGGCCAUAUUUGGCGGUUCAUCUUAGGAGACGCGACUUCAUCAGGGCUCACAAGGCAUCGGUGCCGACAAUAAUGGAUACUGCCUUGCAAUUACAAAAAGCGAUGGAUAGGCUUGGGCUAACCCUAUUAUUUGUUGCGACAGAUGCAGAGCAAUAUGAGUUUGAUGAACUCAAGUCGUAUCUACCUCAGUACAAAGUCACGAAAUAUGUGCCAUCUGAUUAUGUGAUAAAUAAAUUUAAAGAUGGUGGAGUCGCAAUUAUUGAUCAAAUAAUCUGUUCGUAUGCCAGAUAUUUCAUGGGAACUCAUGAAUCGACGUUUACAUUCAGAAUACAAGAAGACCGAGAGAUAAUCGGUUUUUCAUCGGAGACCACAUCCAAUAAAUUAUGUAAGACUAAUGAGAAUUGCGCAAUAGAUGGAUUCUGGUCAAUUGUCUGGUGAUGUUCUACUUUAAUUUGUAAAUUUUCGGAAUUAGUGAUUCCUUUCUUCAUCCAUUCUAAUUUUAUUUGACAAAUAAUGGCUGAAAAACAAUUGCACGAGACAGUUUUUUUACAAACUUUUUAUCUGAAGCGAAAUGGAACACCAAAUAAGUACAUGUUACUGUACAUCAUUUAAGUCCACACUUGGAAACGUUUGGCGCUUGUAAAUGCUUUGCACAUGUACCUGUGCAUAUAAAGCGUGCUGUAUACAUUGCGAUAUGUAUCUUGUGUUGUAAUAUUGUUUUUAUCUGUAUUUUUAACUAGUUAACUAGUUAAACAUACAUAUUAAAAAUAUAUAACUCAAUUUUAUCAUAAUUAUUUUAAAUAUUACAUAGAUUUUUAUAUAU